Molecule: messenger RNA, 1349 nt
Organism: Pelecanus crispus (Dalmatian pelican)
Lineage: Eukaryota; Metazoa; Chordata; Aves; Pelecaniformes; Pelecanidae
Source: RefSeq, a predicted model, not a curated record
AGUUUGAGAAACGCUGUUCCCAGGGGAGGAAGGUGAUCCUGUACAAGAAAGCAAAACUGGAGAAAUGGGCACCGUACCUGAAUGGAAAUGGGCUAGUGAAACGUCUCACCAUCUACGCAGACUUAGACUGUACUGAAGUAGUAGAGGUGAGGGAGUGGUUCAAAAACCGAGAAGACAUGUUGGAUAUGAGAGAAGUGAAUAAACAAACACAGCUGACCAAAGAGUACUUCAGCCCAGGACACCUCCUUGGUCUUAAAGCUCACACCUAUACAUCGCUGGAACCAGAGACUGAACAUACGAUGGAGUUUUACAAUGAAGCACGAGUUGAUGGCCUCCAGAAACGCAUUGAAAAUGCUAACGAGAUGAUAGAGUACUUUGUGGGGCGGGAUGACUUCCUGCAUGUCCGGCAUGUGGAGUUUGGCAAAAGAGGGAAGAAAAUACACUUGGCUGGCACCAGAACUGACAUUAACUCCAGGCCUAUAGUGCAAAUCAAGGAGUGUUUCCACAGAAACCUAGAAAAGCCUGCUGAUGAAGAUGUAGCAGAACGUAUCUUUCUGAUCACAGAGGAAAUGAUCAAUCUGACAUAUCAUCUCAAGGAUAAAUACAUUACUGCUUCAAAGAAGGAUUUCUUCAAAGCAGCAGAGAGGGAUGGGAAAGGAAAUGACAUCAUCAUGACCCCAGAGAUGUGCAUCACAUACCAGGCAGGGUCCUCUGAGAAAGACAAGAAGCUGCUGCAUCUGUACAAAUUGUUGCAGGAGCUAACAGAGGAAGAGAAGCAGCUGAAGCAACAAGUCUGGCAAUCUGAAGCAGAGGUGUUAAAUAUUUUGAAGAUCCGUGAGAAUGAAGAAACUGCCAUUAAAUUGUCAAUUUCAAUUUAUAAUACAGAGAGGAAUGAAAAGAGAAGACAACAGUAUGAAGCCAUGAAGAACACAAUGGAGGAUGAGCUCCCAGGACAAGAGGAACAGGAUCUGGAUUACCUAGCACCGUUUCUUAUUCAAACUGGCCAUAGAGAGAAAAUGACCAAGGGACAGGCCCUUUGUGUCAGAGAUAACUGCCUGACUGAUUUUAAGCAUCGUCUCAUUGAUAAAGCUAACAUCAUCCAGGCUCGCUUUGACAAGGCGGUGGAAGAGCUGCACAAGAAGGACCAGUGGUUUCAGGAAAACCAGAAUCAGCUCAGCGCAGAGGAGGAGGAUGACUUCCUUGCCCGUUACUCUGAAACCAUGUUCCAUAUCCACAUUCUAGUGCUAAGGCUCAACAGGGAAAAGCAGAUGGCACCACAGAAAUACCUUGCUCUUGAAGAGAAGCUGCGCAAGGAUCCUCACCUAGCUGAGCACCUUGGUCAUGCCUGA